Molecule: messenger RNA, 3522 nt
Organism: Grus americana (Whooping crane)
Lineage: Eukaryota; Metazoa; Chordata; Aves; Gruiformes; Gruidae
Product: integrin alpha-M-like
Exons: 30
Coding region: 8-3442 (1144 amino acids)
Biological process (GO): cell adhesion mediated by integrin; integrin-mediated signaling pathway; cell-cell adhesion
Cellular component (GO): integrin complex; external side of plasma membrane
Molecular function (GO): integrin binding
Source: RefSeq, a predicted model, not a curated record
GGCCGCCAUGCACCCAUGGGUGCUGCUCGCGCUGCUCUGCGCAGGGUUGCCCCCCCCCCUCGUUUCCAACCUGGACCAGACGACGCCGAGGGUUUUUCAGGGCGCGGGUGGGGGCUCCUUCGGGCACAGCGUGGCGCAGGUCAACGGCGGGGUGCUGGUGGGGGCCCCCCUGGAGCCGGGAGGUGCCGGUGAGACGGGACGCGUCUAUCGGUGCCGAGUCGAAACCGGGAGCUGCCGAAACGUCCCCGUCACCGUACCCCCGGAGGUGACCUCCACGUCUCUGGGAUUGUCCCUGGCGUCCCACGGAUCCCAGUUCGUGGCGUGCGGCCCCACGGUGCGUAGGACUUGUGGGGUGAACACGGAGCUGCGGGGACUCUGCUUCCUCCUGCCCGCGGGCAAAGCGCUGCCUGCAGCCCUGCCAGGUUGCUCCAUGGAGGCCUCUGACAUCGUCUUCCUCAUGGACGGGUCGAGCAGCAUCUUGCCCGAAGACUUUGACAAGAUGAAGACCUUCAUCACCCGGAUCAUGAGCCGGUUUGAGAACACUGACACCCGUUUUGCCCUCAUGCAGUUCUCCAGCAUUUCCACUCUCCAUUUUGACUUCGCCGCCUUCGCCCGGUUGUCCCCGGUGGAGCGGGUGAAGGAGGUCCUAGCCGUCGCGCAGAGCAAAGGGACCACCCACACGGCCAGCGCUAUCCGGACCGUGGUGAGACAACUGUUCACCCAGAGGAACGUAGCCCGGGCAGGUGCCCACAGGGUCCUCAUCGUGGUGACGGACGGGCAGAAGUUUGGGGACACGCUGGAAUAUGGACAGGUCAUCCCCGAAGCGGCGCACGCGGGGAUCAUCCGCUAUGCCAUUGGGGUGGGCAGCGCCUUCAUGGACGCGGACGCCGUGCAGGAGCUCCACACCAUCGCCUCCGAACCCACCCAGGACCACGUCUUCCGGGUGGACAACUUCGACGCCCUGCAGGGCAUCCAGGACCAGCUGCAGGAGAAGAUCUUCGCCAUCGAGGGCACCCACUCCGCCCACAGCAGCUCCUUCCAGCUGGAGAUGGCCCAGGAGGGCUUCAGCGCCCUGCUCACCCCCGAGGGGCCCGUCCUGGGAGCGGUGGGCGCCUACGACUGGUCCGGAGGGGUCUUCGUCUACGGCGCCGGCGGGGAGACCGCCUUCGUCAACGCGUCCCGCGCCGCCGGGGACAUGAACGACGCCUACUUGGGCUACGCAGCCGAGCCCCUGUCCCUGGGGGGCAGCCGGGCGCUGGCGCUGGGGGCCCCCCGCUACCGCCACGUCGGCCGCCUCCUCCUCUUCCUCCUCUGCGGCCCCCGCCGCACCUGGGACCUCCUGGCCGACGCCCCGGGGCCGCAGGUGGGCUCCUACUUCGGGGCGUCCCUCUGCGCCCUGGACGCCGACGGGGACGGCGCGGCCGAGGUGCUGCUGGUGGGGGCCCCCAUGUUCUACGGCGCCGGCAGCGGGGGCCGCGUGGCCGUCUGCGCCCUCGGCACCAAGGGCGAGCGGCUGCGGUGCCAGGAGAUGCUGCGGGGACAACCCGGCCACCCCCUGGGGCGCUUUGGGGCCAGCCUGGCUCGCCUGGGGGACGUCGACGGGGACCGGUGGGCCGACGUGGCCGUGGGGGCCCCGCUGGAGGACGAAGAGCGGGGGGCCGUCUACGUCUUCCGCGGGACGCGGGGCGGCGUCGCCUCCCAGUACAGCCAGCGCAUCUCAGGCGCCCAGUUCUCCAGCGGGCCACGCUAUUUUGGCCAGGCCAUCAGCGGUGGCCAGGACCUGACGGGGGACAGGCUGCCGGACGUGGCCGUGGGCGCCCAGGGACAGGUCCUGCUGCUCAGGUCCCAGCCGCUGCUCAAGGUCCGGGUGACGGUGGCUUUCCAGCCCCAGGAGAUCCCCGCGGCCGCCUUUGACUGCCAGGAGGAGGAAGCGCCCAAGGGGGAAGUGGCCAAGGCAAAGAUUUGCUUCCUCACCACCAAGAAAACACCUGACAACUUUGGCGCCCAACUCUCCGUCACCCUGCGGUACCAGGCGGCCCUGGACCCCGGCCGGGCGAUGGUCCGCGCCGUCUUCUCCGGCGGCGCCGCCGUCCGCAACGGGACCCUCCGCCUGGGCGUGGGAGAGCGGUGCGAGACCUUGGCCAUCGCCUUCACGGGGUGCCCCCGCGACACGCUGACCCCCCUGGCGCUGCGCCUCGCCUACGACGCCACCGGGGACCCCAUCGAGGUGGCCGGGGGCCUGCGGCCGGCCCUGAGCGAGGACUCGCAGACGGUGGCCACGGGCACGCUGCCCUUCGAGAAGGACUGCGGCACCGACAACGUCUGCGUCGACGACCUCCACGUCUCCUUCAACUUCUCGGGGCUGGAAACCGUCGUGGUGGGGGUGACCGACGUGGUGGACAUCACCGUCACCCUCCGCAACCGCGGGGAGGACUCGUACGGGACCACCGUCCAGCUGCAGCACGCCGAAGCCCUCUCCUACCGCAAGGCCGUGGUGCUCCAGUCCUCCAGGAGAUCCCCGUCCCUGCGCUGCAACUCGGAGCCGGCGGAGGGACGGCAUCGCAAGACCCUCUGCCUCGUCAACCACCCCAUCUUCCGCCCCGGCACAGAGGUCGUCUUCACCGUCACCCUGGACGUGCCCCACGGCGCGGAGCUGGGGCAGGCGUUGGAGGUGGUGGCCAACGCCACCAGCGACAACGGGGCGCCGGGCGGCCGGGCUGAGCGCGCCGAGAUCCCGGUGAAGUACGGCGUCUUCCUCGUCCUCACCAGCGCCCCCAACUCCACCAAGUACGUCAACGUCUCGACGCGCGCGGGGGCCCCCCCCAGCGCCCCCGUCACCCACCGCUACCAGGUGAAGGUGCUGGGCCAGCGCGGGGUCCCCGUCACCGUCACCUUCCUGGUGCCCACGGGCCUGGGGGGGGCCCGGCUCUGGGACCACCUGGGGGUCACCCCCGAGCAGGACUCGGGCUCGUGCCGGGCCGUGACCGAACACCCGGAGGGGCCCCACGGCGCGCGGGGGCUGCAGGAGCGCCCCCUGCUGGACUGCACCGUGGCCGCCUGCACGGAGCUGCAGUGCCGGGUCCCGGAGCUGGAGCCCCCCCGGGCGCUGGGGUUCAGCCUCGGGGGGAGCCUGGCCCUGGCCUGGAUGGCCCAGACCCAGCAGCCCAAGGUGCUCGUGCAGAGCUCGGCCCGGGUCAGCUUCGAUGUGGGGCGGUUCUGGAACAGCGGGGGGGACCCCCAGCUCCAGGUGCAGACGGAGCUGGAGCGCCUGGAGCCCCCCAACCCCCUGCCCCACAUCCUGGGGGGCACGGCGGGGGGGCUGCUCCUGCUGGGCCUGGCCGCGCUGCUGCUCUACAAGGUGGGCUUCUUCAAGCGCCGCUACAAGGAGCUGCUGGAGGGCGACGGGACCCCCCCGGCCCCCCCGGGCAACCCCCAGGGCUGAGGCGGCCCCGCACCCAUGGGUGCCCCCCCCCCCCCCCCCCCCCUCACUGUGGGGGUGUCACCCGCACCCAUGGGUGCCCC